AUUUCUUUUAUGAUAACCCUACGCAUUCUGCUAUCUGAAGACAGUAAAUCAUCGUUUCCUUGAAUAGUGCUGUCGAUUUCAUUUGUCACGUUUCAAGAUGAUCACGAACAGUACUGCUUACCAACUAGUCAGAUAUGUGAUUGUGUUGUAUCCAUAAUUUGUAGAAGUUUCGCAAUUUAUUUAUACCCCCUUGUUUAUAUGUGACUCAGCAUUACGCGCUUGACUGCUGAGAGUUCGUUGGCGUGUUAUGGUUAACCGUCGUCAUGGUGAUAUGUGGAAGUAAACAUGAUAGUGAGGAAAGUCGUAAGCUCUUGAGAAGCAUGGAAAAAAUUAAUGAACAGAAGCAUGGAACUGCAUUCCAGCAUGUACGUGAAAACAUUGAGGACCUUAAUGGAAAAGUUGGUGCUAGAGAUACAGACAUUAUUUUUUUAAAGGGCUUAAUGGAAUCACCUGUUGUCAGUUCUCUGGUUAAGGUUCAGGAUCAGUUAGAGGAUAGUUCUGAAUCUGUCCAGCCUGUUAGCAUAGGAAAUAGUAAGCUGCUAAGAGAGGUACGAAAGAUUUGUUGUGGUGUUUCAAGCAAAGAAUCUCAAGAAUUAGUGAAGAUUUUAAAUGAUCCUCAUUUAGAGGCAAUGAUUGAAGCACAUGAUAUUGUUGCAAGCAAAAGGUAUGAAUCUCCGGAGCCAUCUCCUCUCGCUCCUGUUUUUACUACCCCUAUAAUUCAAAGCAAUGGCCCAACAGCUGAAGCUAUUAGAAUGGUUGGAAUACGGAAGACUGAUGAAGAGCCUUUGGGGAUUACUGUUCGAAAUGAAGAACAUGGCCUUGUUAUUGCCAGGAUUCUAGCAGGAGGCAUUAUAGAUCGCCAAGGCCUGUUAAAUGUGGGUGACACAAUUCUAGAAGUUAAUGCCGUGGAAGUGCAUUCUCCUUUAGACUUACAGCAACAGCUACAAAGGUCUAUGGGUAGUGUAACAUUUAAAAUUCGUCCAUCAAACACUGAUAUCAUUACUCCAGCUCAGACUUUUGUGAAGGCACUUUAUGCAUAUGAUCCGUCCAAGGAUUCUCUUUUACCGUGUAAAGAAAUAGGACUUGCUUUCAAACAAGGUGAUAUUCUCCAAAUAUUAAAUCAAGACGAUCCUAAUUGGUGGCAGGCAAGGAGAUUAGAUUCUCUUGGUCAUGCUGGAUUAAUACCGUCUCAAGAGUUAGAAGAACGAAGGCGUGCUUUUGUUCGACCUGAAUAUGAUCAUGCCACUAAAAGCACAAUGUGUGGCACGAAGAUUACAAAAAAGAAACGCAAAACUAUGUAUCAAAGUAGAGCAAAUGCAGAAUUUGAUAAAGCUGAAUUGCUUUUGUAUGAAGAAGUUGCACGUAUGCCUCCAUUUGAAAGAAAAACUCUUGUUCUUCUUGGUGCUCAAGGUGUUGGGCGUCGAUCCAUGAAAAAUAGGUUAAUCAAAGAGGAUCCAGCUAAAUUUGGAACUCCUGUUGCUCAUACUUCAAGACCUAUAAGAGAAUCGGAGCAAGAUGGAAAGAACUAUUUUUUUGUAACUAGAGAAGCAAUGGAGGCUGAUAUAGCUGAAAAUAAAUAUUUAGAGUAUGGCGAGCAUAAUGGUCAUUUGUAUGGAACGAAAUUGGAAUCUGUUAGAGCCAUAAUUCGUGCUGGCAAAAUGUGUAUUCUAGAUUGCAAUCCUCAGGCUCUGAAGAUUCUUAAAACAUCUGAAUUCAUGCCUUACGUCGUAUUUAUUGCUGCUCCACCUAUAGAUCAAUUGAAACAUAUGCAUGAGUUUGGCAGGCAUCAUAAUUACAGCAGUAAAAACCUCACGUUUGAUCGUGCUAUGGGUCGGCAUGGAUCAAGACGUGCCAGAACAUUGGAAAGCUUAGCAUCAUUAUAUGAGGAAGAAGAUUUAAGAAAUACAAUAGAAGAAAGUGCAAGAUUGCAGCGUGCAUUUGAGAAAUAUUUUGAUUUGGUUCUUUUGAAUACAAAUUUUGAUAAAACAUAUGAACAGCUGAAAGAAGCUAUAGAAUCUCUAUCAACAGAGCCUCAGUGGGUUCCAAUAUCUUGGGUUUAUUAAGCCCUUGCUCUCUUUUUUGAGUAAAUAUGUUUUAUAUCAAGAUUACUGAAAUCAAUUCUAGUUUUUCAAAUGAGAGAUCUGUUUUUAAAGCUGUUCUUUCACAUAUUUGUUGCAUUAUCUUUUGUAAAUUAACAUGAAUCCACAUUGUUAAUUAUACCAGAAAAGUAAAAAUGCUGUCUAUAAAGAAUAAAAAAGUAUCUUCAUUAAUGGAAAGGAAUGCUUAAUACAGUUCUACAGCAGAUCUUGAAAAAUGUGCUUGACGUUUUGCAUGCUAAUUCAUGUUUGUCUUCCAUAUUUCUGUAAAAAUUCAUUCCUCAUAAUAAAUUACUUGUUUGUUGAUAAAAAUGUAUCAAAAAGCACCAAAAGUUUUUAUGUAUGAAAUAAAAUUUCUUUCAAUAAAAUGCAGUUCAUUUUGAUAGAUGAAAAAUAAUGAAAUCAUGAGUUUUGUAGGUUUCACCCUGUUUAUUUUGCAUGUUUAGUUGAAAUUUAUAAAAAAUUUUAAUUAUUUGAGAGUUUAUUUUAAUAAUUACAUUGUAAAUAUAAGGAAAUACUUAUCAUUCUGAGUGAAGUAAUCUAUUAAUGUUGUACAUAAAAUAUGUUCUAUAGUAUAUAUUGUCACAUGAAAGAAAGUUAUAUGUCAUGCAUAUUUUUCAUGCUAGUUGAUUAUGCAGUUGGGCAUAAAAGUUGCAUUACAUAUUUCUAAAAACACUGCCAGUCUGAAUUUCUAUACAAAGUGUGGCAAAAUGAGUUUCAGGGCUUCAGUUGUAAUGUAAACUUAACGGCUAAAAUUUAUUAGUAAGUAGUUUUGAAAGAAUUACACCAGGACAGCAAUAUUAUAAUUGUUUUGUGACUAGAUUUGAAACAGUUGUUCUGAAUAAUAAAAUUUCAAAUAGAAUUCUCAGAACAUUAAGUUAGAAUGGAAGUCUGUGUUUAAGAGGAGGGAAGAUCCCAUUCCCGUGAAAAAAAUAUAUUUAGUAUUGAUAAUAAAUAAUUCUAAAUUUUUUUAUGCGUGAAAUUAUGAGAUAAGCAGUAUAGUAAGUGAAACAAAAGUAUGCAGGGUGUUUGAGAAUAUUUUUUCAAAUACAACCAAAAAUUGUUUGCAUGUUGAGGAAUGCGAAGCAAAGUUUUUUAAAAUAGCCUUUUAUUAUGAACAUGUCAAAGGAUUCCUUCUGGUUCUACUUUUUUAGCAAGUUUCUUUCUAGAACUUUUAACUGUAGAAAGUAUACAACUUUUAUUUGUAGAAGGCUGAUGAACAUUAUUACAUCAUAACUGAUAGAAAUAGCCAUAACAUUUAUUCAAACCACCACAUAAUAUUCAUUUGCCUAUAGACAUACAUAGGCAAAUACAUGUCAUUUCCCUAUGUAUGUCUUACAUAGUCAAUUGAUGUGCUGCAAAUGGCAAACGUCUGUGCCAAUGUAUGAGAAUGUUUGACCCCACGUCAAGUAACUGCAGUACCUGAAUUUGAGGACAGAGGAAGACAUUUACAUCAGAAAACCAGCUUGGUUGAAUGGAAACUGUCAAAUUUAGGGGUAGGAAUUAACAUUUAUUCCUAUCAAAUUAAAUAUUAGUGAAUAAUAAUUAUUUUCAUCUUUUUUUAAAAGCGUUAGGGAAUUAUCAUCUUCAUCUUUAUUGCCAUUAUCCUGCCUCUUUCCACAUUAAAGUAUUAUCUUACUGUCUUCACCUAAAAGGUUGCAUUAUUUUAUUCUGAUAAAUAAAACCUUGAGUCACGUUAUUUAUUUACGUGUACUUAGGGAGAUUACUGAUUACGUCUGGUCAUAAAAAAUAUGACUAACUUUUCAUUUUAGGAGUUUUUAAAAGUAGAACUGGCAUCAAAGAUAGGAAGAGAAGCAAAGUAAUUAGCUUUUUGUUGGUCUGAUUGUCAGGCUAAAAGAAAGUUUUACGUCUAAGAAUAUGCUUCAUUAAUAGCAGUUCUUUAUCAUACAUUUGACUAAUAGUUUAGGAAGCAAUCUGAUAGUGUUUUAAGGGAACAUAUAAGAGGUUAAAAAAUUUAUAAAAGAAAAUGCUGCUUUCUAGUAUUCACAUAAGCAUCUCAUAUAUAUGUAAAUAUAUACAUAUUUAUACAUGUGUCUUUUCUAUUUGUAUAUAUAUAUAUAUAUAUAUAUAUAUAUAUAUAUCUUUUCUAUUUUCAUACAGACAUGUAAUAUAAGGCAGCUAUUUUUAAAAUAACGCAUUAUAUCCUAGUUGAGCUUUUAUUAAACAUUCAGAAUUUUGAGCAUUAUUUUAAAAUCAUCUUUCUGUGGUAUUUAGGCAAACCUACACUAAUAAGGAAAUCUUAAUUAUCUAAUAACAACAGUUUACACUUGCAGCUUUUUUUUUCAUGUGUACACAAAUGCAUGCAUGCAUAGUUUCAAGAAAUGAUUUAUAGAAGAGUUGAGGCAUUAGUUAAUCUCAUGCUAGUCAUCUUGUUGAGAUAUUUUAUUUCUACUCUUUAUUUGCAAUGCUGUAGUCCUGGAGCUUACUACCACUUUGUAGGUGCUUCUGUUAGUUAUGUUUGACAGAAUGCUGGAGAUUUCUAGCACAGAGUAUCAAAUUUGAGAAAUGUCUUAUUUUUGUUAACAUUAUUAAGCUGAAUUUGAAUAUUCAUUAAGCAGUUAUGGCUUUACACCAUGCUUUUAUAUGUGUCAAAGCAGAUUGGCAGUGCAGUCUUAUUUUCCAGUCAUUGUUAUUAAUUGAAUAAAUUUAUUUGAAAUAUAAAUGAUUUAGAAACUAGAUAUUAGUUUUAAAAGAUAUCCUACUUGACCAUCUAUUUUUUAAUUGAGAACUUUAUAAGCAGAAUUUUUAAAUUUUUGACAAUCACAAUUUAGCAUUCCAUUUUGUUUGCGCUUUAACUCCAUAUAUUUAUAUUCAUAAUGUUUUUAUAGUGUAUUGAAUAUUAGUUGAACAGUUCUAAGUUGUUACUGUUUGCUGAUGUUAAUAUUAAAUCUGGUGCUUAAAUGACUAUGUAAUGUUAUCAAAAUAAUUUAUAUCAUUUCAUUGUGUUUACAGAUACACUGCAAUGUUAUUCUCACUCCCAAUUUUAUUGGCAGCAUAUUUUUCAAUUAGUUAGAAUUAGAUUGUUUUUUUAAAUAUUUAUAUAUUUAUAAUUUUAUCAGAUAUCAACAUUGUUAAUUUGUUGCCCUUAUUUUGUUGAAUUUGGUGAUGGAAUUUUUCUGAACUUGUUAUACUUGUAGGUUGUAUUUUUAUGGUAUGAAGAUAUGAUUUUUAAAAAUAGUUGAAUAAUUAUUUAUGGGGAAACAAGUUUUCACUGUCCUCUUUUUUUCAAGGUAGCUUUUCAUAUUUCAAGUGCUGAAACUGAUUGUUGACUUCCCCCCCCCUUGUAUAUAAGUAUUUUUUAUAUGGAUUAAUGUGAAAUUAUUUUAUUUGCUCUGUCUUAGCUGUCAUGCUUUAAAAAAUGUAAUUUUGUAUUCAUAAAAUUCUGUGUCUGAUGAAAGGAGACGUGUAAUUAAAAUUUAUAAUAUACAGUUUAUUUUUAAUUUGUACUUUCAUUAGGAGAAGUAAAUAAAUACAAUCUAACCAUUCUUAAGUUUUGCUUUUCAGAGUGAUUCCAAAAAUAUGACACUUGCAAAGAAGAUAUUUUUCUACAUGAUGUUUUAUUUUAUCUUUUAUAUUUUGAUCAUGCAUUGUAUUUACGUAGUCAUGUGGUAUUUGUUAAAUCUAGAUACCAAACUUCUAACUUCUGAGACAGCCCCAAGUUUUAUAAAUAUAUUUUAUUUCUAUUUUACAUCAAAUCCUAAUUAAAGCGAAAUGUUGCAUUUUUUCAUUCAUAUUUUGAUCAUUUAUUUUGUUUACUAUAAAAAGUGAUUUGAUAGGCUUAGAUUUUUUUUUCUCCUGUGUAUUGGUAUUUUCAUAUACUGUUGAUUCCUAUGCAUGAUAAUGUGCAUUCAGUUUUUGAGCAAAGAAUGAAUUCAUUUCAAAGGAAGUAAAAUUGUGCUUUUAGAAAUUUGUAUAUGUGUAAACUGUUUGAUGAAUUUUUAUAAUUCUCUGACCACAUGUGGAAUAAUCUGAUUUUUCAUAAAUAUGAAUGCAGAAAUCCUUUGCUUCCUAUAAUUAAUUCUGCAUUCCUUCAAAUCCAAAAUGCUGCUUCUAAUUUAAGUAUGCAGUACCAGUAUAUGGUAUUACAUUUGUAUUACUUUUACUUAUAGUGUUUGCAGUUAAUAAUACCAUGAUACCGUAUAUAUGCAACAUUUUUAAAAUAAAUAUUUGCUGUGGUUGAUUUUCCAACAAUAAAUGUAUACUUCACAUUCAGUAAAUUGUCAGCUAUCUGAAUGGUUGCUAUAUUCCUGAACACACAAAGUAAUUUUAAAAUGCUUGUGUUUCUACAAUUUUGAUGUCUUUUUAAUGAGCUCUUUACAAAAGUUGAUGCAUUUACCUUGUAUUUCUUACCAUGAGCAUACUUUAUUCCUUUGUUUCCCUUUAAUAUUUAGUGCUGAAAGUAGAUUGACUACUUGUUUAUUGCAACUCCAAACAAGAAAUAUUAUUUUCCUGCAAUUGCUGUAAUAAUGGCAUUAAUAGCUAUGGCACUACAGAAAAUUAAAAAUUAAUUUUUCUAAAGCUGUCUCUUGCAUCUCUUAACACAGUAUUUGCUUUCAUAGUUGUCAUGUAUUAAUACUAAAACUGAGUGGGUUAGAAAACAGUAACAUCAACAAAAUGUAAUGGAAAAGACUUGCUCAUUUAAAUAGACAAAUACUGAAUUCGAAAAUCUAUGGAUUUUGUUUUGUAUAUUGUAUUAAUAAAUUCAAAUUCAGAGUGCUAAUGUAUUGAAGGUGCUUCUGAAUUUCCAUCUGACCAUCUAAAUCCCGAAAAAAAGUAUAAAAUUUGACACAAAUAAAUUUGAGGAAAAUUAAAAAAAUUAUAAAUUUUUAAAUAAAUUUAGGAAAUAACAGUAUUAAUAAAUUUGAAGAAAUAACAGUACUAGUUCAUAUUUUGCAAUUGAUGUUUUAGUUACGCUUUCAUUGUCAGUGUAGUAUCUUGAAGCUUUUUAUUCACUUCUUAUUUACAUUGAAGAACAAUAAUUAUGUACUAAAUUUCAAUCUUAAAACAUAAAAGUUUCUCUCAGUUACAAUCCAAGAUUUAGCAGAUUUUUGUUUCUAUUGAGUGCUAUUAUUUUAACAUUCAUUGUAAUUUUUUUAUUGGUAAACCAUAUUUAAUAAAUAGCAUGAGUCAUUUGAAGGCAUACUGUUGUAUUUAUUCUAAGGAUUCAUGUUUUUCAUGUGAACUUUUCAGUAUAAUUCCCUACAUUAAGUAAAUUAAAAACCAUUUUUACUAAUAAAUUUUGUCACUUGGUAAGUUUUUAUUUAAUUUUUAGUUGGUGAAACAGUAUUUAUCAUGGAAGUAUGGGAUUGGAGUGAAAUUACCAGGAUGCAUUUGAUGAAUUGUACUACAGUCUUGAUAUAUGAAGGAUAUUUCUGAUCUGUUUUACAUCAGUCAUGCCUCAUAAUUUGUUUUAAAUUUUGAAAGUUAACCAAAAUUGGUAAUCCAUAAAGAGGCUCUAAAUUUUUCAGGCAUUAAGAUUGCCUAAUGAUUGAAGUAAAAUGUUAGUGCAUAGUAUAUUGUUAGAGUGAGUCAUUUGCUUUCAAUUUAUUUGUAUCUUAAAAGGCUAGUAUGAGAAUUUUGUGGAACAAAUUAGCAUUGAAGAACAUUAACUUGGAAAAGCAAUCAACUGAAAAAAGUAUGUAGCUUUGAAAAUAGCUGAAGCUUGAAUUAACUGAGGUAAUUUUAAAACUGAGCAAUCGUGGAGGGUUUUUGUUAAUAUGCAGAAAAGUUUUAAAAUUUACAUGUAUAAGCAACUGAAGCUUUUUUUUUUUUUUUUUUUUUUUUUUUGAAUCAAUAAAUUUCACCGUCGUUUGCAUUAUUGGUCACAGCUAAAAUUUUGGCAUUGGUAAUUAAUUGGUCAGAAGCUAGUAGUGAUUUCUAUGUGAUUAAGAAUAAUUUUAAUUUUAUGUUGUGAAUUUUAAUAGAAUUACAUGUAUUUUUUAGCUUAUCCAGAAUAUAGCGUGUACAGAGAGGUUUGCAUUUUGCCAAAACACCUGAAUAAAAUAUUUUGAACAUACUGUUUUAUGCUUUGUUUUAUUUUUAAUUGUCUUGAUUUACUAUGCCAAUGACAAAGGAUUAUUGUAAAUUAAAGAAUUCCUGGAAAUGUACUGCACUUUAAAUGAAAAUUAAUUACUGUCAUAGAAGUAUUUGCUUUUACUGAAAGCGCGAUUUUUAUAUUUAAGCAAGUAAGAAUGUUUGCUGUGAACUUAUUUUAAAUCAAAAUGUUUUAAAAUGUGUGUGCAUAAAGCUACUCACUGAGUUUUCUAAGCAUUUUGUUUUGCUUAAAAUUAGCUAAAAUUGCUGUAGAACCUUAAAAAUAAUAAUUAUGUGUGUUCAUUAUUUUUAAGAAAUACUAAUUUUUGAGUAAUGAAUAUUCAUCAGUAUUGUUUAAAAAAUUGAUGGAAAUAAUAGAUGUUCAUUCAUCACUUAGGAGUGCAGUAAAAACUUGACUAUCCGGCAUUCAGCUAACUAGAAAGCUUAAGUAACCGGAAUACUUUAGAAAAAAAUUCAGUAAAAGAGAUAUUUGUAAUGCCAUUAUAGAGCUUGAAAUACUAUUAACAUGUAUACAUGGGUGACAAUGUCAUUUAGCAACAAAAAGUAAUUGAUAAAGCAUGACAUUGCAACACAAUCUUGAGAUGUUCGUUUCAGUUUAAUGUGAAUUCGAUUAAUUCUUGCUAAGCCAGUUUAAUUUUUGUAAAGAAUGUUUUAAAUUCUAUUUUCCCUAGAAUUUUCAAGGGAAAAAAAAAAGAUUAAUAUUUGUUGCUGCAUGAACUGGCGUAUUUUCGAGAAUCGAAGGCGUCAAUAAAAGCCACAAUAUGUGACUUUGAAAACGAAUAAACUGGCACUGUAACGUGAACAAUUAUAACGAAUUUGUAUCUUUUAAUUACUUAACUAACUAAAGAAUGAUCUGUUCAUUUCAACUUCUGCCACAAUGAUCAACAACAUCUCCACCAAGUUUCAUGUUUGGCAUGAUUUCAUAAUCAGAUCAGAAGUUUAAAGCCUACAAAAUACAUUGGCUUUUAUGUGCGAAAUGCAACUUUUUUUAAAAAUUUAUUAUAAGUGUAUGAUUUUGGUAUUCAAGCUGGUAAGAAUAAUGUGACUGUUGUUUUUCCCUUUUCUGACUUAUACUCAGAAAAGUGGUUACUCAGCUAUCUGGAAUUUGACAUUUCUGAAGCUCUCCUGAGUAUUUAAUAUGAUCUGAAAAGUUCGAGCUCUAUUAUGUUAUUCAAUUAAGUAUAUAUUCUAGUUUAAACUGCAAGUAUAAUCACAUUGUGCAUAUUAUAAGAGACAUUUCCAAAGCUCUCGUGAGCAUUUAAUGUGAUCUGAAAAGUUCGAGCUCUAUUAUGUUAUUCAAUUAAGUAUAUAUUCUAGUUUAAACUGCAAGUAUAAUCACAUUGUGCAUAUUAUAAGAGAAUUGAUGUAUUGACAUGUUUUAGUUAGUUAUUUAAAAUUAUUAUGAAACUUAUGAAAAUAUCUUCUUUUUUGGGAGAUUAAUGGGCCUGCCUGAUAAAGGUUGCUUUUAGUGAAUUAUUUACUAAAGCAUGAUAUGUAUUUAAAUGUAGAUUAAUUUCAAGUUUUAAAGACUGAUACAUAUAGAACAUAUCCCCCCCCCCCAAAGUUCACAGGGAAUGAGUGAAUUCUUGUUUUCCUCUCAGAUUAUUUGAUGUGAUUAAUUUAUAGCUCAAAAAUCCAUUCUUUAAUUUUGAAAGUAUUUCAUUGCAAAAAAUUUGCUUCUGACUUUUUAUAUUUGUAUAUAAUUCCAGUCCUUCCAUACAACACUUCUUCAUUGAUAUUUUAAUUAAAUUGUAUUAUUUGCAUUCCAUUUAUAAUCAAAUCUUACUGUAUUUGGCAUAUAAAGGGCAAUUAGUCACUUUGCUUGUUUUACUAUGCCCUCUUGUGAUAUAUUAAAUGCUGAUUUUUUUAUAUUAUCCUUUUAAUUUUUGUAAUUAGUUUAUCAGAAUUGUUUGUCAUUUUAAUUUAAAUUAAAUUUUUAUAUAUGUUUUUAUAUUUUAGAGGUUCAUACAUUUUGUAUUUAAGUGAAUACCUCAGGUUGGAUUUUGAGUCAUUAAAGUAUUGUAUUUCAUCUUAUUUAGAAAAAUAUGUUUUUGGUAAAAUAUUUUAAGUGAAAUCCUUUGUAGUGUGUACAAAUGUUUACAAUAUCUAAAGCUUGUGUAAUACCAUAUUUUUAAAGAUAACUUUUGUAUGAAAAUAUGAAUAAACUAUUCAUAGGCACCUA
This is a messenger RNA of Stegodyphus dumicola, 10353 nucleotides long. It is a transcript of the gene vari, whose product is annotated as MAGUK p55 subfamily member vari. The record is from RefSeq and is a predicted model, not a curated record. Gene Ontology annotation, molecular function: protein binding. Lineage: Eukaryota; Metazoa; Arthropoda; Arachnida; Araneae; Eresidae.